Messenger RNA from Misgurnus anguillicaudatus (oriental weatherfish), 5870 nucleotides. Lineage: Eukaryota; Metazoa; Chordata; Actinopteri; Cypriniformes; Cobitidae. The record is from RefSeq and is a predicted model, not a curated record.
UUAUACACUUAAAAAUGUAUCUUUUUGGAUGAAAAACAUUGUUUUUAAAAGAAGAAUCGAACAAAUCUUCUCCGUAAUACCCAUCGGUUGCGAUACGAGGUCUCGUCCAAAAUGGCUGUGGAGAAACAGUUAUGAAGAUGUGUCGAUCUACUCACCAAAUUCAUCUUUUGCAUGCUUCAAUUAAGCGGAGAGUCCUCUAACCGAGCUGGAGGACAUUUCUGGAAGGUGAGCGGAGGGCUGAGGAAGGAGAAGAGGAUUGUGGGCCAUCUUGGGAGAGAGGGACGCUGAAGAUUCUUUGGGAUCUUCAGCGACACCGUGUCAGACAUGAAAACCCAAGACUAUCGUCCCAGCCCUGUGAAAUCACAGACACAGAGUGAUGUGCGGCCCCAGUCCCAGAUGAAGGGUCUUCAGUUUCGCAGCAUUGCCCCCAAAGCCCCUGCAAUGGUUCCAUCAUCUGCAGUUCUGUCCUGCCAACCUCCCUCAGCCCUUCCAGAAGCAUCCACGGCUGUCAGCCCCAAAUCCAUCCUGGUCCCUGCCCAAAACUAUGCCCUCAUGCAGGUGGCUGGACAAGAGGGCACCUUCUCAUUGGUGGCCUUACCUCAGACACAACAGCAACAGCCAAUCCAGAAAAACCUUAAGCUGCCUAUUCCCAGAUACCAACCAGUGAGGAGCAAAAGCACUCCAGAAAAAGCCAGUAGCAAGACUCAGAGUCCAGCCAAAGUUUUAGCACCCACACGGACUCAGCCGUCUGCAGUAAAACUGGAGCAUAGUUCAGUCUCACCGUCUGAGCAGCUUGUUAUGAUUGAUGCUGCUGCUGCAUCGUCUGAAAUCUGUGUUUCACCCUUGCUUUCAAAUUCACAGACAGACCAAAAAGUUGAACAACAAAGCGUUGCAAGUUUACCUAACAAUUUGCACUUAUCUUCCGGAACCUCCAAAACUGCCCUUGUCACCCCCGUCAAUAAUAUCUCACCGGUCAAAACCCCAAUAGAUGUUCCGGUCUCUUCUGGCAGUGCCAUUACAGUGCUUUCUCCUACUAUCUUUAGCAAAGCUGUUCAGAUCAUUCCAUCUCCUCCCAAGGGCAAGUUGCCCAUUCUGCCCUAUGCCAAGGUGAAGAACUCCCUUCUGGCACCAGCCAGUCUUGCCAGUGCCCCGUUGUUAGAGCAGACUGCGAGUAGAGCCAAAAACAGACUAAAAAACCCUCUAGGUAGCCAAGCCAAGACCACAGACUGCAACAGCGAAAAACUCCAAGACCCCAACAACACCCAAUUCAAGAAACCUCCAGGCAAGAAGCGGGGAAGAAAGAGAAAAACCAUAGAGGAUGUUCUAGCCUUCGAAGCCAGAAAGAGGAGAUCUUUAUCAUUUUUCAGAAGGAGGGCACCUGAGAAACCUUCGGUUGGCGCGCAGAGUUCUGCCUCUCAAGAGAAGCUGCUUGACAUAUCAAAAAAGUAUCGAAGCAUACGUCCCAAACCAGUACUGGUAAUGGAAACCACUAUCCCACAACUCGUACCCCUUCCAUCCUUGUCAACAUCCGAAAAACACGAUCUAGGACAGCAGUUAUCUGGAAAUCCACUGGGUGCUCCUCAGUCUUCACAAGCUACUGAUCAACAUCCUGUGUUGGAGGGUGAAAGUGGUGGAGCGGCGGUUUACACAGGAAGCCGCUCGCUUCAUCGCUGUCCUACCUGCAACAGGUGUUUCCAAUUCAAGCACCACUUGCAGAGUCACAUGAACAGCCAUAGUAAUUUGCGGCCCUAUGUUUGCCCGGUAUGCAGGAAGGCCUAUGCUCACUCGGGCAGUCUGAGCACUCAUAUGAAACUGCACCAUGCUGAAAGCAGACCUAGGAAGAGCCUUUGCUGUGAAUUCUGUGAGAAGUCUUUCGGUUAUGUGGGUGUCUAUUUCAGCCAUUUGAGAGAGGUGCACAAAGUCAUACUUACGGUGGAGCCGUCCAUCAGUCAACACGAGGACGACAUGCCUACAGACAAGUCUUUAGAGGCAGACAAAUCGACCUCAGAACGCAUUGACCCAGUCGAGCUCCAGAUUAAAUGUGGGCGGUGCCAGGCUGUUACACCUACAUUUGCUGACAUGAAGCUACACUUGCUAUACGUGCAUGGGGAGGAGGUCCAGGUGCGACUGAGGGACGGGUCCAUGCGCGGUGGACGGGAGGCAGAGGAUGAGUUGGUCAAACAUGCAGCACAUUACUGGAGGCAGCUGAAUGAGAAACGUAACCUAGUGCACUGCGACACUUGUGACGAGGAACCCUUUUCCAAGUUUAAACCCCACCUCUACUCUCACCAUCAUGGUGCAAAAGACCGUCAAGAUAAGGAGGAAGUCGAAGAGACGGUUGGAAAGGAGAAACAAGCUUUAAGGGGUUUGAGUAAAUUCGUAACCCUGAGGGUGGGGACUCACUUUAACUGCAUCCUUUGCAGUAAGGUGUUUACUAAGAAACAGGACGUUAUGGAGCAUUGGAGAACACAGCACAACUGUGAAAACCCCUCCCUUCUGUGGGAUGUACUGGACUUCAAAGGGGAGAAUUUGUCUAUUGAUGGGCCAAAUUAACUGUAAGUGGGUAAUUUAUUAUUUGCUAUGUCAGCUGUGUGAUUCAUACAAAAUGUAGUGAUGUCAAUGUAAAUACAAUCCAUGUAUAGAUGUUUUUUAAGGUUUUCUUUUGCACUGCUUUUUUGACAUAAUCAUAAACGUUUUGUUAUGCUUGAAUUUUGUAAUGUUCAUUUUUUUGUGUUUUGAUGUUUUUAUGCAUAAAAAUUCAAAUCGCAGACAUUAUAGUGGUGCAGAGGUAAUAUAAAUGGCAGUAAAUGGAGCACCCAAGGAUAAUUUUUGGUAAGAUGUGGUUUGUUAGUUACUGUUAUGGCUGAGUAAAUCAAACUAGGCUUUCAAAAACACAUACCACUUAGACAAAAGUCAGGAUUUACAAUACAACGAAUGAAUAUGAAUAGAGUGUGAGUACACUGUCAAAAAAUGGUCCCUAGCUUUCACUGGGGCGGUUCACUUUGAAAAAGCACACAUUAGCACCUAAAGAGGUCAUAUUAGUACCUGAGAGGUACCAGGGUGUGCAUAUUAGUACCUCAACGGUACAUAUUUGUAGCAAAUAUACAUAUCUGUGAAAAUUUCCUAAUAUGUACCAUUUAGUUAAAGGGUACUUUCCCAGUGACAGCCUGCGACAAUUUUUUCUGGCGGUGUAUCAUGCUUAAAUAUAACAUGUUAAAUGCAAAAUAACAACAAAAAGACUUACUAUAUGCAUUUCACAACGUAAAUAAAUGCCGAAAAUGUCAUUUUUCAGUUCUGAACGGGCAGAUCCACUAAUAAAAAAUCUCAUUUCAAAAAUAUGCCUGAGAAAAUAGGUUUGGCGAAUCUUUUAACUCUUAGUUUUAGUAUGAAUGUGUGCGUUCGCAUGUGUCAUAUAUGUUUAGUGUUGUCUGUUUAAAUGGAAAUGUUACGGUAUAUAUUUUUAAUGCUUAAGGUAAAAUGUGUGAUUUGUUAUCAGUUAUCAGUCCAUUCAUGAAACAAUAAUAUGACAGGGUAGUUGAAUGUUUAAAAACCCUCCUAUUUGUUACAUUUGUAUACUUGUAUAGAUAGAAUAAAAUAUAUUAUAAAAAGAAGUAUAUGCACCUGUAUAUGGAAAAUAUAUAUUUACACAGAAGUCAUCUUGCGCUACUGGUUUUUCCUAAGUAAGUGUACUUUUGGUAAAAAGUAAUUAUUGAUUUUUAUUGACUGUUUUAUUUACAUCCUAAGGGGGUGGUUCCCAGACAGGGUUUAGAUUAAUCCAGGACUAGGUUUUAGUACUGUUAGGACAUUUGAGAAGUUUUUACAAACACUCCUUGCAAAAAAACAAUACUUGUGGUCAUCUUGUGACAAAACAAUGUCACUGAUAUGUGUUAAGAUAAGUCAGUAAAGGGUGUUUUUAAAUGAACGCAGCUAAAAUAUGCAUUUUAGUCUGGGACUAGGAUAAACCCUGUCUGGGUGGUUUCCAGGACAGGGAUUAAAAUAGUCCUAGACUAAAUUAAAUGUAAGAGCUGUCCAAACUGAAAACAACUUGCACUGACAUAUCAUUCAAAUACAUCAGUGCCCUUUAUUUUGCCUCAAAAUGCACACAGGUAUUUUUUUAGUAAGGCAUGUUUGUUAAAACUAGUUAUAUUUCCUAAUUAAACUAAGGCCUAGUCCUGGCUUAAGCUAAUUCUUGUUUGGGAAACCACCCCUACAUGUCUUAAGUAAACCUGCAGCUACACAUCAAUCAAAAGUUUGGACACACUUCACUGUUUCAUAAUCAAAAUACUUUCUGAUUUAAAGGCUUAUAUUUAAAUGCUUGACAAUUACAAUAGACCACUAUAAAAGUUGCAGCCCAGUCUCACGAAAUUUCGCUAUAUAGUCACGUAAUUUUUUGAUUCUUUUUUCAUGAUAUUAUCACGAAUUUCUGUGUUUUUUCGUGAUCGUAUAACGGAUUCCGGUUCUCGUGUGAUUAUCACGUAUUGAUAACUCAACUGUUUUGUCCUAUUUUUUUGCCAUUGUUGCUUCGGUUUAGGGUUAGAUUUACAUAAAAUGACAUCCCUACCCAAACCCAACUCUAACCCUAAGCAACAUAUAAAAAAAUAAAUCAGAAAAUAUAGUAUAAACCAAUAUAUAAAGUGACAUUCUAAUGCAAGCACCAAAUCUAACCCUAAACUGAAGCGACAAUGUUUUACAAAUAGGAAAAAGAAGGUGAGUAACCAAUAAGUGAUAAUCACACGAAAACAGGAAUUCGUUAUACAAUCACAAAAAAACGCGGAAAUUCGUGAUAAUAUCAGGAAAAAAAUCAAUAAAUAAAUUACGUGACUAUAUCACGAAACCUCUUGAGACUGUGUAGAAAAAUUGUGCCCAUGUCUAGAUUUCUUUAUGAAACUGUUAUUAGUUCAAUUAUAUUUUUAUUAUAUAUAGCCUUAAAAAAAUCUAAAAUAUAUGAUUGUUCUGUUUUGUUUAACAUUUUUAACAUUAUUAUUCACUACAGAAUUCCCAUACUUCAAAUUGUCAUAUCAAAAAUAGCAAGUGGAUCCUGAUGUGAGGCAAGAAAAUCCACAUCCAGGCACUCACAAAGGGUAAAAAAGCCUUUAUCAUAAUAUAGGACUACAUAUUGUACAACAACGCUAAUGCGUUUUAGCCCAAACAGGCCUUUGUCAAGGUGCACCUCACAUAAGGAUCCACGUACUAUUUUUUAAAUAUUUUGUCCCCCUUCUGGAGCACCCAUAGAUACCAGAUUUUUCUCAUUUGUGAUAAUGUUGAUGACUUAUUAUAAAAGGUAAAAACAGUGAUAGUAAAGAUAAAGUAUGUCUAAACUUUUGAGUUCUGUAAACCCUCAUCUGCUUGAACAGGUGCUGCGUAAAUGCAUAAACAUUAAAUUGUGUACUUAUGGCACAGAACAACCUGCACACCCUUAUGCAUCAUUUAAAUGUAUCUCUCUGGUUAAAUUCUGUCAGAUAAUCUUAAGGUAAUCAUUUUGAUUUUAACUCAAGUGCUGUUUGUCUUGUAACAAUUACCCCAUAUAAGUAUUAUGCAUUUUGUUUUUGGUGAAUUUUCCCUUAAGCCUGAUUUUCUUAAAAUAGAUCAAAAUGUUUUGUUUAUAAUGUGGUUUUAUUAAAAAGUGAUUGUUUUCAAAUCAUAAAAAAUAUACAGGCCUUAACGCAUUGUUUGUUGUUCUGAUUGUUUGACAUGAGAAAAUGUUUGCAUUUAAAGUUCAAGAUAAUCUGUUUAUUGCUGCUGUUAUAUUUAAAUGUACAUGUCUGUGGCUGUAACUAAACUAAGCCUCUGAUAGCAUCUGUACAAGAAACAAUGUCCCUAUACAUUAAUACUGGUGCCUAAAUAAAGCAAAGCAAAGAUCUAACUAAAAA